This is a messenger RNA of Tachysurus vachellii, 4503 nucleotides long. RefSeq lists its product as uncharacterized. The record is from RefSeq and is a predicted model, not a curated record. The transcript is spliced from 6 exons. The coding region runs from base 318 to 3962 and encodes 1214 amino acids. Lineage: Eukaryota; Metazoa; Chordata; Actinopteri; Siluriformes; Bagridae. Gene Ontology annotation, biological process: negative regulation of DNA-templated transcription.
CAUCCUGGUACUUUGCACUUACAUGUCGGCAGCAGGAGAGAGGAAAAAAAAAAAAGGGUGAUCCGGGAAGUGAACCCAGUGUCCUAACUGGACUCUGGGCUAAGCGUCUGUAAACAGUCCAGAAAAGUUCAACCUGUUGGCCAGUUGCAGGUUUUGCUCUUGGAUGGUACUUUUGGAAGAACCGGAACUAUACAAAUAAAAUCUAAUGCUACCCCGCUGCAAAGAAAGCAUUUGGUUGACGAGGGACACCUUCUUCCUGUGAUGAUAUUAUGUACAUCAUUACACUGUGGUGAGGUAGGAGGGAACAAACAGUAGGUAUGUCUAAGACAACGACCUUGAUGAGGCACCGAUACCGGCCUGUGUCGGAAUUUGAUGAAGUCACUUUGGCCUCUAAACGGGAAUACUGGCGGACUAAGAAAAGGGAGCAGAGAGCAAGGCUGUCCAAGGUCAAGAAAGAGGUUAAAGCUCCAAACACAGAAAAUUGUAAACCUGUGUGUACAGAUGGACAUGUUUCACAAAAAUCUCAUUGUGAAUUUAGUCCUAUUUUGGUUAAUAGGGACAGUUCAUACCAAACAAGUGUUGCACAAAAUCAGACCAAGGGUGUGGUGAUUUGCAAAGAGGAGAUGAAAAGCUUGACCACUGAAGAAUCAAACAUGGAUCCCUCCAUGGUCGAACGUAAUGGGGCACCACUCACCAAGGGAUUACCAGUGCCUGCAGCAUGCAUACAAGUACACUCAAACAGCAUAACACCUCGACAGACACGGACCAGAUCUUCAGCCUUUAAGGGUAACCUCUCAAGCAUUCCUCAGACAAGUGCUGUAUCCCAGCUAGCAUUAAAGUGCAGUAAAGAAGCUCCUGAAAUUAAAUGCUCUGUAACACACAAGUCCUUGGCAUUUGUGGAAGGUAAGUUUGAUAAAGACCAGCGCAUGCUAGCAAGAAGUGGUACAAAUACAAAUAGAAAUGCUGGUGCCGAUGUCGUGGUCCGCAGCAUGGGUGUGUACAAUACUGCAGAAGUGUCCAUGACUGAAGAGGAGAAGGCUGCUAAGCGUAGAGAGAACUGGCGUAUCAAAAAACGAGAGCAAAGGGCAAAAUUUGCUGAGAAGCGGAAGAUGGACCGAGAGAAGCUGCAAUGUUUUGAGAAAGGACAUCAGGAAACAGGGAAGAUUUCCUGUGCUGCCCCAGCACAUUCAUUAUCCCCUGCGAACACAAUGGCUUUGAGUGGAGCUAAGCAACGUAACUCUGUGAUCUCUGUUGACUCAAGACUGAGUACUGGAAAACCAGUACAUUAUGGAGUCGGAGUGGAAAGAGAUAAAUUAUCAUCCAGAAGACCCUAUACACCACAAUCAGUGGCUUUAAAACUAGCUGAAAGGCAAAGGUUACUAGCCAAAAACCUGUCCUCUGUUUCAGUUUAUAGCACUCAUCAAUUUCAGAAUUCAAAACAAAAUCAUAUGGCCAUAUCUACAAGGGUUUCUACGCGGCCCUCAAGAUCUAUCAAAGCUAUUUGGCAAUCCAGAAUGCCACAACAGAAGUUUGUCCGAAUACAAAGGAGGCAAGGUUUACCACAGGGGAUCGAGACAGCCGAGGAGCGACUUGCCAGGCAAAGGGAGUAUUGGCGUAUCAAAAAGCGUGAGCAAAGAGAAAAGCAUUCUUUGGCAUCGAAAGGCCGUUUGAAGGACCUGAAUUCAUUUAACUACCGUGCAAAACACUACCAGAUCAUAAUGGAGCAAAUGCGAAAGACACCAACAGGCCUUCAGAAAGUACCACAAUCAAACAAAAACACACUCCGCAACACCUCAAAUCCUAUUAUCAAAGACACUACAGCAGAGAAAGGUCCACCUGCUGUAGGCUGCAGUUUAUCACCUGUGAAAUCCUCAGAGUCAUCUGGACCUCCUAUGCUACAAAAAUUAAUUGGGACUAGCACCAGACCAGUUCUACAUAGCAUUCCAAAUAACACCGAUUUAUCAGUAAAUCGAAAAAAAACUCAAAGGUCAACUGUUCAGAACAUUACUGCCUGUGAUCCUGUGAUUGAACAAGCCAGUAAUAUAGAACAAGCCAAUGGUACAGAAGAUGCUAAGAUUCUUACAACCUCAACAGAGGCCACCCAAACUGAAACGCUGUUUGCAGAGAGUAGGAUGACUAUUAAAAGCGAGUUGACGAGCUGUGAUUUUUGUUCAGUUGAUACCCCAGUUUUGAUUUCAACAGCAUGUGAUACAACCAAACAAGAACCCAUUUAUCCCUCAAUAGCCAUGGCAUGUUUCCUCACAGAACAAAAUCAGACUAUGAAUAUUAAAGAGAUCAAUUCUGCGCCUUCCUUUCCUGAGAACAGUGCUGAGGCAGAGCCUUGCUCAAAUAGUGACAACCAGUCCACUACUCUCUUGGUGGUGGCAUCUAUGAAAAAGCUCCUAGAAGAAUCUCUGAGCUCGGUCGGUGACAGUAAUCGUGCAUCUAUAGACAAUGGUGAUCUUUUACCUUGUAAAACUGAAGAUAAAUCCCUUUUUCAGGAGGAUAAUGAAAUGGACAGAAAGGCUGACCUUACAGAACCUCAGGAAUUCUCCACAGACACUUGCUCUUCUUCUGUAGUGGUCAAACAGAGUCCAUCUCCUUGUCAUUCUCCUCUGCAGGCACAUGACAUUUCUUCAGAUGGUACUGUUCUUUCUUCCCAAGACUCCUCACUUAACCUGCCUUGUACUCUCACUUGCUUCGAUAAAGGUCCAGGAGAUGAAAGAUGUGAACUGCCUAUGGCUACAUAUGUGACCCGCUCAAUGCAUAGUGGCAAAAUUUCAGGACCCCAGCGAAAUUUUCCUUCUAAGGCACAUGGAGGUCAGCAGCAGAAUGAGAACAGUGAGCUGCAGAAAAAGAGAGAAUAUUGGCGAGUAAUGAAAAGGCAACAGAGAGCAAGGAAGGCCAAAGAGAUAGAGAGACGAAAAGAUGCUCUGCAUCUUCCUCAGAGGAAAUGUGGCAGCUCUCAAGUGAUUCACCUGCCUGUGGCUCAACAGCCGAGUCGCACAAACCUCAACCAUCCUGUUGUUCUUCCCAGUGUCACUUCACGUCCCACCUGGCCUGUGUUAAGUCCCACUGCAUCAUCUAAUCAACAGCCAUCAAAUGAGGCAAGGCAGCUAUUGUUUGAAGGACAGAAGGGUAAGACUACAUCAUCAGAGGCGUCUCAGGUGAACAAAUGGCAGCUACAGGUUCAGGGAAAUGUUCAUACUUCAGCCACCAGACCAGGUACUGUGACUUCCAUCCCGAUGAAUCACGUAAAGCUGUCAGAGCCUCCAAUACAGGCUAGAGGGUCCUCGGUGACCAAAUUCAAAAGUCAUCAAAGCCAAUUAAAGAUUACUCCAAAUCAGGAGUUUGAUCCUGACGAUGCUAUACAAAGGAAGAGGAUGCAUUGGAGAAUAAAGAAGCAGGAGCAGAGAGCUCGGAAGGCGGCACGGGAGAAAGAGCUCCAUACAACACUCAACCAACAGAGACACGGCUGGUCAAACAACAUUACACACGUAGUUCCAAACAUGCCACGAGUUAGUCUGGACGACUGUAUGCCUGAAGAUUGUCAGACAACAAGAGUGAAAGAAGAAGCAGAAGUAUGUUAUAUUCCUGAUGAAGAUUGUUCAGAUCAUCCCUUGUCCGAAAACAAGUGGAGAAGCAUUUACCUCAUGGAUUACGAUCCAGUAAACCAACUGCUGGUGUGCAUGGUGUGUGGGGAACAGCAGUAUACAUUUAGUGUAGAGGAAGUGAAAGCUCAUAUAGAGGAAACCCACCCUAGCAGUCUGUCAUUGGAGGAGGCGGAGCGACAAAACAUCCUCGAGGCUUGGGAUGAACAAGUGGCAGUGAGAGAGCGUUUCUUCACCAACCAGCUGUGGCAGAACAGCAGUGUCCUCAAAGAACAGAGCUCAGGGCACAUGGCUGAGGUCGAAGUGAUUCUGGGCCAAGAUGAUAAAGCAGAUCAGUCUAAAAGACGGUAGUGUGAGCAAUGACAUUCUCCAAAAGAAAGUUAAAAUCCACUGGUUUCAAGACUUUGCGAGGCGUACUCUGACAGAGCAUAUUAAAGCUCUUUUUUUUUUUUUUCUUUGGCAAACACGCAACCCAUGGUGAUCCAUCUGGAUUGUACCACAUUGCUGUAUUGCAGACUUUUUUAUAAAUGCGUGCAAAUGAUUUCAAUUUUAUACAUUUAUGUUUACAAUACAUUCAUCUAUGUGCAUUCAUGUAUUCAUCAUUAACCGCCAUAGCUGUUUGCAUUCUCGAUCUUUCACAAUCUGAGGAAUCGCAUUUGAGAUACUGUAGACCUUCUGGGGAAAAAAUUGACUUGACCUGUUCUUUGACAUGCUGUUUCAUUCACCUGGUGCUUAUUACUUUCUCUAAGCAUUGCCUUCCUUUUAAAGAUGUUACUAUUUAAUACUAUACUUAUAAGCACAUGUUAAGUUACAUAGUGAUCUCACUGAAACGUUCAUGUUAAUGAUGUUUAAGUGUACAUUUGCUACACAUACAGCAAUUUUUUUUUCUGUU